Symbiodinium sp. CCMP2592 is the source of this 2898-nucleotide messenger RNA. The record is from the annotation of a GenBank genome assembly. Lineage: Eukaryota; Dinophyceae; Suessiales; Symbiodiniaceae.
AUGUCUGACAUCUCGGAGUCGGACAUCCCGGAGGAGGCCUGGUGGAGAGUCGUGCGUUGGUUAAGCUUUGACUCAUUGCACGGACUGUGUUUGAAGGAUUGGGCAGCAUGGGUGGAGGAUGAGGGCGACCUCCGCUGCUACUCCGAGGCGCUGCAGCGGGGGCCUCUGGCAGCCCCGAUUUCUUGGAUGCUUGGAGCGACUGCUGAUGGCCAGAUCUCGAUCCUCGAGAACCCCGACCAGGAUGUUGCAAAGAAGGCUGCCCUUGCAAUCAUCCUGGAGCGGCUUGCGCACCGCAGCGGAAGUUCACCCAGUGCUGAACAUAACAGUCUCAGCAUUCUUUUCCCGCCCGGGUAUCAUGACUUGCAGCUGAUGACUCUCCAGCCUGCGGGCCUGCUGUGGCAUAGCCAAGCGGGACAAGAUCAUAACGUUUCGGCGUGUUGUGGCGCAGCCCAGCAGGUCGACUACGAAGCCGAAACGCUGCUUGUCGCCUCCAAGCAUGGCCGCAUUAUUGGCGGAGCCACGCUGGCUCGGUGCCCUCGCGGCGUGGUGGUGAAGGAGGUCGGCGCGCUAGAAGGUCUGGGAGGUGGUACAGCGCUGCUGGCAGCUGCCGCAUCGUUUGCGCGUCGCAACGAUGCGGUCUACCUCCUCCUCUCGCCGGUCGACUCGGAUGCCGCUCGGUUUUGGGGUCGUGGUGGCUUCUACCCCCUGCAUUGGGGGUGGUUUGCCUACAACCGCUGCCCCGAGCGGCACUCCGAGUUGGCCGCGCGGCUUCACCACGAAGCUGACGGCCUGCUGACGGAGGAGGAAUCGGUCGCGGCGGCCAAGAGCUUCGCAGACGUGGCGGGCGAGUGGCAUUGCAACUGGGUGCUGUGGCUCGAGUUUCUCGGCCUCGUCGGGUCCUGGCAGAGGAGGAGGCGAUGCGGCGAGGGCCAGUUGUCCGCUUGUCAUCUCUUGGGCGUGACCUUGCAGGCAAAGCAGGCCGCCUUGGAAGCGGGUCGCAGCGCUGGCCUGCCGGCGGACGAGUUGGCACCGUCCGUGCAACGAUUGGAAGAGCUGCAGCGGAGGGAGGAGGCCAACAAAGCACUGGAGGAGGCGAUGAGGCAAGGAACAAUCGAAGAUCUGCGAGAAGCCCUGACGCGAGCUGAGCUGGCUGGGGUCGGUGAUCUCCUUCUCGAUGACGCUCGGGAGUUGUUGCACCGCUGUGAGCAGCAGUCGAAGGCAACGCAAAGCUUGCAGGUUGCAGCGAUAUCCGGUGGCAUGGCUGAGCUACGUGCAGCUAUAUGCCAAGGGCAGGUUGCUGGUCUCCCAGCCAACAGUAUGGCUGCUGCCUCGGGGAAGCUAGCUGAAUUGGAGGAGGAAGAGCAAGAAGCAGAGAGGCAGCGAGAGCUCGAACGACAGGCGAUGUUAGGGCAGGCAAGGAGAGACCAUGCCACAGAGAUCUUGGCAGAGGCUUGCAGAUCCCGGGAUGUUUCCAGCCUGCAAACAGCCAUUGAUGCUGCACACAAGGCAGGGCUGGAUGGCCACGGACUGGAACAGGCCACGAAGCUUUUAGCGGAGGUACUUGAGGAGGCGAAGCAAGCUUCUGCACGGCAGACUUUGCAAGAAGCCCUCGUGACCCGAAGCAGAGAGGCCCUCCAGGAGGCUGUGCGACAGGGUAAGGCAGCGAGGUUGCCAUCCAAAGAGCUCGAGGCUGCACGUGCCGCACUUGGGGCAGAAGAUGCCAAAGCCAGAGCACACGCCAGGCUGCAGCUUGCUAUUCAGGCCAAAGACAUUGUGCAGUUGCGAGGAGCCAUCGCGACGACAGAGCGAAGUGGCUUGACUGCGGAGGAAAUGCGCGCAGCCAAAGACAUGCUACGCGAGCUGGAGAACAAGGCCGCCAGGAAGGCGUUGCUGGACGCAGAAGCUGGCGACAGCAUUCCUCACCUGCAGGCAGCCUUAGAAGCGGGUCGCAGCGCUGGCCUGCGAGCGGACGAGUUGGCACCGUCCGUGCGGCGAUUGGAGGAGUUGCAGAGGAACGAAGAGGCGAGCAAAGCUCUGCAAGAGGCGAUGAGGCAAAGAACAAUCGAAGAUCUGCGAGAAGCCCUGACGCGAGCUGAGCUGGCUGGGGUCGGUGCUCCCCGUCUUGACGACGCUCGGGAGUUGUUGCACCGCUGCGAGCAGCAGUCGAAGGCAACGCAAAGCUUGCAGCUUGCAGUGAUUUCCGGUGGCAUGGCUGAGCUACGUGCAGCUAUAUGCCAAGGGCAGGUUGCUGGCCUACCAGCCGACAGUAUGGCUGCUGCCUCGGGGAAGCUAGCUGAAUUGGAGGAGGAAGAGCAAGAAGCAGAGAGGCAGCGAGAGCUCGAACGACAGGCCGCCAGGAAGGCGUUGCUGGACGCAGAAGCUGGCGACAGCAUUCCUCACCUGCAGGCCGCCUUAGAAGCGGGUCGCAGCGCUGGCCUGCGGGCGGACGAGUUGGCACCGUCCGUGCGGCGAUUGGAGGAGUUGCAGAGGAACGAAGAGGCGAGCAAAGCUCUGCAAGAGGCGAUGAGGCAAGGAACAAUCGAAGAUCUGCGAGAAGCCCUGACGCGAGCUGAGCUGGCUGGGGUCGGUGCUCCCCGUCUUGACGACGCUCGGGAGUUGUUGCGCCGCCGUGAGCAACAGUCGAAGGCAACCCAAGGCUUGCAGAAUGCAGUGAUGCGAGCGGCCAUGGAUGCAGCACACGCCAAAGCUGCAGCCCGAAGUCUUCUGGAAUCCGCCCUGGCCUCCGAUGACGUGGAGCGUCUGCGUGAGGCCCUGCGGCGUGGUGAGCUGGCGAAGUUGGAAGACGCCGAGAUGGGGGCCUGCCGGCGAGCACUCGUGCAAGCCGAAGCACGUGCUCGGGCGGCGCUCCAAGUGGCCGAUCGCUCAGCCUUGCCUUAG